This is a messenger RNA of Ruditapes philippinarum (Manila clam), 3486 nucleotides long. RefSeq lists its product as uncharacterized. Gene Ontology annotation, molecular function: ubiquitin-protein transferase activity; zinc ion binding. Bases 574 to 2325 code for a protein of 583 amino acids. Gene Ontology annotation, cellular component: nucleoplasm; chromatin. The transcript is spliced from 2 exons. The record is from RefSeq and is a predicted model, not a curated record. NCBI's taxonomy places the organism in Eukaryota, Metazoa, Mollusca, Bivalvia, Venerida, Veneridae. Gene Ontology annotation, biological process: positive regulation of DNA-templated transcription.
GAGAUUGCUGACGGGCGGAUGAGCAGGUGCUUUACAUUAUGCAUCAGUUUUUUGGUGUUUAUAAAAUAUGAAUAACUUUGUCACAAAGCAAUAAAGAGUUAUAAAACUUCGCCUACUGAGCUCAUGACCCUAAUUAUGUAAUUCUUAUUUCUGAACUAGUUAAAAUAAUUUUAAGAAAAACGCUCAAGACAAGAAGAAAAAUAAGAAAUUUCUAUAGAGUUCCCACUCACAUAUGUGGCCGAGGUAAAAAUAGCAAUAUUUAAAUAAUUCAUCAGGAAGAGCUAAACACACACAAGCUAACAUAGAAAACAUUCUCUAACAAUGUAUCAACCAAUCUCAUAAAAAAACAUAUCAUAACAGUCGCUCAUCUACCGUCCGCUUGAUAAGUAGCUCGGGUAAUACCCGGGUAACAGAGCGUAACUUUAAAUAAUAAAAUCAAUGUUGCAAGAAAAGGAAGUAAAUAUCGGUAUAAAAAAAUUUUGAUUCAGUUACAAAAUAAUUUCAUCAGAUAAAAAAUGCUGUGGAUGAGUUCAAACCUGUGAAGAAAUUUUAAGGAUUACUAAAGAUAAAAAGAUGGCUGUCCAAGGAAAGAGAGCAUCAGAUCAAUUUUCAUCAAAUGAAGAUCUUAAAGUUUACUGCCAGCCUUGUGAUGAGGAAGGAACUAAACUUCCUGCCCAUGGUUAUUGCACUGACUGCAAGGAACACUUAUGUAAGACUUGCUAUAAAGCCCAUAAAAAACACAAACAUUCCAAACAUCAUACACUUCUAAAAGGUUCAAAUAUGCCUAAAGUUUUGCAUCAGCCCUCAACAGCUACCCAUACAGGCAAGUCUGAUCAACUUACCACACCCUGUGGCAAACAUCAGAAAGAAAUGAUAAAGUUCUACUGCAAUGAUCAUGAAGAAUUACUCUGCAGCGUUUGUGUUACCCUUGAACACCAAGCUACAUCCUGCGAAGUUGAUUAUAUACCUGAUAUAUCUGAUGAUAUAAUAGGCAGUAAAGAAUAUCAAGUUAUCUUGAAAGUGGUAGAUACCACUUCUGACCAAUAUCAACAGAUUGUAGAAGAUGUCAAAAAGAUGACAAACAAAUCCAACACCUCUGUGAAAGGAGCAUUGGCUGACAUAAACAAGUUUCGGCAAGAAUUCAACCAAAGAUUGGAUGAACUGGAGAGGCAAACGAAAGAUGCAGCUAAAGUCAUAGAACAAGAAAAUAACAAACAACUUAAAGCAGUAGAAGCAACAUGUGAAGAAAUAACCAAAUCUCUGAAGACAUCAGCAGAUGCCAUCAAACAACUCAACACAUCAAAACAAGCUGAUAAACUCUUCAUGGAACUUAAACUUGCGGAGAAAACAUUGAGAGACGUGGAGAGAAAAACACUGCAGCUUUCAUCAUUUGCUAUCAAAGAACUCAAAUUUAAAGCAAAGCAGCCAACAGUAGAUCUCCUUAAAACAGAGAAGUCUUUGGGUACACAAAGAACAAUCAAUAUAAAAUCUCAAUCUGCACAAUUAAAGUGCAGACAAUCUUCACAUCAGGGGGAAAUCGGCGUGAAGACAUCAAAAGAUAAAACAACGUGCUGGAUUACCGGAAUGACUUUGCUGACUCCUGACCUUGUGGUCAUCACUGACCACUAUAACAAAGCUGUAAAGAUUGUGGAUACCAGCAGUCAAUCCGUGUCUGAACAACUACAACUAGGUUAUGAAAAAGAUGAUGCACCAUGGAAUAUCACCACAGUAACCAGUACUGAGCUUGCUGUCACCCUUCCUUAUAAACAAGCAAUACAGUUUAUAUCAGUCUCAUCAAACAAACUUAAAAGGAAGAACACUAUAAUGCUGGAUGGACACUGUUAUGGAAUAAGCUGUAACCAAGGUAAACUUGUUGUGACAUACCUUGGUCCUGCAAAACUCCAGAUCCUUGAUAUGAAUGGCACUAUACUGGCAACAAUUGAAGGCGAAACUAUCUUCCAAAAUCCAUGUUAUGUCACAUGUAAUAGAUGUUCUAUCUAUGUGUCUGACCGUUUGAUGCAAUCAGUAAUAAGAUUAAACUGGCAAGGUGAUGUGAUUGAAAGCUAUAGUGAUAUGGGUGAGACAAGAGGAAUAUCACUGUCAGGUGAUGGCACUAUCUUUGUGUGUGACAGGAAGAGAAAUGUUAUAGAAGAAAUAUCAGGAGACUGCUCAACAGGGAAAAUUGUGUUGCAGGGUCUGAAUAGACCAUAUACUGUAUGUUGGUCUGAGGAAACAAAAAUGGUGUACUACAGUUGUGAUGCUGAAGAUAAAAGAAAUGGUAACUUCCUUCACAGCUAUAAACUUUCAGAGACUUUAAACGUGUAAUAUAAACACCAAAAACUUGGAAAUUCAAUAUUCUGCAAAAAGUGAAAACAUUUUUAAAUGAACACAGCGAGAUAAUAUAGAAAACAGGCUAAAUGUUUUCUUAAAUGUCACAGAAAGAAAAUUGCAUGUAGAAAUUUUGAAAGAAAGCAACAAGUUUUUUUUUAUUUUGACAUGAUUUUUUGGUAUAUUGAAUGAUAUGAGUGCGAUGACUUAUAGCAACAGUGAUUUUGUGCCGUUGUAAUAUCUAUCGACCAUCUCUUGUCUAUUUCGUUUUCGGACAAGACUGGUUGUCUUUAUGGACAAAUUUUAAAUAAAAACAGCAUAUAUGCUUGCAAUAUUGUAAUAUUCACUAUAUUAUUUUAUAUAAUAUCUCUUGUUGUUAACCUAAAUUAUUAGUGUUAAGAAGUUAGUGUACAUAUUGUAUUUUUGUUUAUAUUGCUUACGUAAUUACUUCUUAUGUAAAACGGACCUUAUAACAAAACAGUUACUUUUUCUUACAAGCUUCAAAUCUCUAUUUCUCAUUUCAUAAAGAAAAAUAUUAAAAAUAUCAAAAUGACCUGCAAAAUAAAAAGGUAUUUUCCUGAAAUUGUCAGUAGGGUAUAAGUGUUGUUUAACACAAUUGUGUAGAUAUCUAAGUCUCUGGUUGUUAAAGUUGUUGGUUUUAUUCGACUGACACUUGUACAUGGCUUAUCUUAUUAAAUGUUACCACUGUUUUGUCAUCAUUCUAUUCUAGAGUGUUGUGAAAAGGUAAAAAAUGAACUAUUAUCUUAACUAUGUUCAAACUUGCAUUAAUCUAUGGAUAAAUAAUUCUUAAAAUCAUUACUGAAAACAUUGUUAGUCAUGCCAUACAAUCUCAUAAUUAACAGCAUAUAUGUUUAUUUUAUAUAUCUGUUUAUGUGUUUGGUGCAGUUCCAUUUUAUGUAUUUUUUUCAUCGAGAAGAUAGAAAAGAGUUAGUUAAGAUGUGCUCUUAUUUUGUUAUGCAACAUAAAAAAAUGUACUUAUUGUAUAUUUCCAGAUAUAAUGUAAUUAUAUUAUCAAUGUAUUGUAUCAUGUUUCGUAUAUUGUUGAGACUGCCAUAUUGUUAAUAAGUUGUUAAUGCCAUAUUGGAUUUUAGAUAGUUUUUGACCAAUGUCAUAAUAAUUAUAUAAUACAGAAAAAUA